Messenger RNA from Microthlaspi erraticum, 297 nucleotides. The record is from the annotation of a GenBank genome assembly. NCBI's taxonomy places the organism in Eukaryota, Viridiplantae, Streptophyta, Magnoliopsida, Brassicales, Brassicaceae.
AUGAGAGCUUUAGAAGAACCCAGGAUCUCUAUUGUUCUGUUCUUUCUUUGCUUCUCAAUCUUCAUCACUUUCAGCCUCCAGGCAAAUGAGCUAAAACCAUCUGAAAAAGAAGGAGAGAUGAGAAUGGUGCCAUUAAUGGAGGAGAAGUUUAUGGUCUUUGCUUGCCUUCACCUUGUUGCUAUGCAAUUAACUGCAACAUCCCUAAUAGACCCUUUGGUUAUUGCUCUUUCACACCCAAAACUUGCAAUUGCUUUGGUUGCCAUAUCUGAGAUCUUUCAUUGUGCAGUGAAAGAGUAA